AUUGUCUUGUCAUUAUAAGGUUAUUGGCACGAGGAUCGAAAUCAAGAUGGCGGCGCCCAUGAGACAACUACCCCAAAAGAAGUUUUAUCGGCAGAGGGCUCAUUCUAAUCCGAUGUCAGAUCAUACUUUCGAAUAUCCUUUGAAGCCAUCUGAAAUGGACUGGAGUCAGUACUACCCAUCUUCUCUCAUUGAUGCCAAGCACAAAGUAGAAUUCCUGGAUGUUGGAUGUGGAUAUGGUGGUUUGUUGGUGGCCCUUUCACCACUUUACCCAGACCAUCUAAUGUUGGGAAUGGAGAUACGUAUCAAGGUGUCAGAUUAUGUACAGCAACGUAUUGAAGCGUUGAGACAAAAUCAUCCAGAUUCCUACUCCAAUAUUGCGUGUAUUCGCUGCAACGCCAUGAAACAUCUCCCAAACUUCUUUGAGAAAGGACAGCUGAAGAAACUAUUCUUCCUAUUUCCUGACCCUCACUUCAAGAAGACCAAACACAAAUGGAGAAUCAUAAGCCCAACUCUUCUUGCAGAAUAUGCUUAUGUUCUAGGAGAAGGGGGUCUGGUGUAUACUAUUACUGAUGUGAAGGAGAUACAUGAGUGGAUGGCCCGUCACUUUGAGGAGCAUCCUUUGUUCAAGAGAUUAUCAGAUCAAGAGAUGAAUAUGGACCCAAUUGUCAAGGCACUCUACGAGAGUACCGAAGAAGGUCAGAAGGUGACAAGAAACAGUGGAGAGAAAUUCCCUGCCGUCUUCAGGCGGAUUCCUGACCCCUGGACUGCAGCUACUACAUAGCAGGAGAUGUGAAAUGCUUUAAAGAAGACUUUUAUUGAAGCCAUUUGGCUGAUAA
Messenger RNA from Strongylocentrotus purpuratus (purple sea urchin), 836 nucleotides. It is a transcript of the gene mettl1, whose product is annotated as tRNA (guanine-N(7)-)-methyltransferase. The record is from RefSeq and is a predicted model, not a curated record. The transcript has 6 exons. Bases 47 to 781 code for a protein of 244 amino acids. Gene Ontology annotation, cellular component: tRNA methyltransferase complex. NCBI's taxonomy places the organism in Eukaryota, Metazoa, Echinodermata, Echinoidea, Camarodonta, Strongylocentrotidae. Gene Ontology annotation, molecular function: tRNA (guanine(46)-N7)-methyltransferase activity. Gene Ontology annotation, biological process: RNA (guanine-N7)-methylation; tRNA methylation.